UAUUCGCUGGCUGCUAAGAAACAAGAGAGAGAGAGAGAGAGAGAGAGAGAGAGAGAGAGAUAAGGCAAUAAUGCUCUGUUACUAAUUUGCUGAGAUUUCCUGUUUUAGAUUCAUUUUCGGCGAACUGUAAAGAGACAGAAAGAGAUUUAAAAAAAAAAAAAAAGCCUAUAACUUAGGGUUUCGAUUUUUGUUUAUUGCCGAGGAAUCAAUCUUUUGCUUAAACGUACGUUCGUGUGAAGUAGAAGCAACGCACGCGCAAUGCCCUGCGAGUUUUAACUUUCAAGCCUCACCUGCUUCGUUUACUAUUUCAUUCAGCAUUUUCUCGAAUCUUCUACCACUCACUGUUUGGCUAAUUAAUCUUCGUCGACGAUUUGUUCAUCCGUGUGCCGGCAAUGGGCAUGAUUUGGAUUUCUAAUGUCUUUCUUCUUGGGUGAUGAGAUGUGUCAAGUUUUCCAGUACAGCGAGUAGGGAUGGACAUUGCUGCUCUUUUAACUUCUGCUGGAAUUAAUAUUGCUCUGUGUGUGGUGCUCUUUUCAUUUUAUUCAAUAUUAAGGAAACAACCCGGCAAUGUUAAUGUGUACUUUGGACGGAGACUAGCCUCUCAGCGAUCAAGACGCAUUAAUCUCUGUUUGGAAAGAUUUGUUCCCUCCCCUGGCUGGAUAUUGAAAGCAUGGGAAACGUCGGAGGAUGAUAUACUGGCUAUUGGUGGCUUGGAUGCUGUUGUAUUUGUUAGGGUACUUGUGUUCAGUAUUCGAGUGUUUUCCAUUGCUUCUGUCAUCUGCACUGUUCUAGUGCUUCCGGUGAAUUACUAUGGUAAAGAAGGAAUGCAUAAGAAUAUACCUUUCGAGUCACUGGAUGUUUUUACCAUCGAGAAUGUCGAAGAAGGUUCAAAGUGGCUUUGGGCUCAUUGUCUUGCAUUAUACAUCAUAACAAUUGCAGCUUGUACUCUUCUUUACUUUGAAUAUAAGAGCAUUACUAAGUUGAGGCUACUGCAUAUUAUUGGCUCACCUCCAAAUCCAAGUCAUUUUACAAUUCUUGUCCGAUCAAUUCCCCGAUCUUCAGAAGAAUCAUACUGUGACACAGUGAAAAAUUUCUUCUCAUAUUACCAUGCAUCAACAUAUUUGUCACACCAAAUGAUUUAUAAGUCUGGAACAGUUCAGAAACUGAAGGAUGAUGCAGGACAUAUGUGUAAGGUACUUAGAGAUGCCUCAAUAGAAAAGGGUUGUAAGCCAUGUUUUAUGCAAUGUUGCUGUUCUGGAACACCUACAAAUUCUUUUAAGAUGAUUUCUGAUGAGAUAGAUAGUAUACAUGGGAGAACAGGCUACACUGACAUGCAUUUAGAUACAAGAGACAAGGAAUGUGCGGCUGCUUUUGUGUUCUUUAAAAGUCGGUAUGCUGCCCUUAUGGCUGCACAAAUUCUGCAAACAUCAAAUCCUAUGUUGUGGGUGACAGACGUAGCUCCUGAACCACAUGAUGUUUACUGGUCCAAUAUUUGCAUACCAUAUAGGCAACUUUGGAUCCGUAAGAUAGCUACACUUGUGGCUUCUGUUGCCUUCAUGCUUGUAUUCCUUAUCCCCGUCACAUUUGUACAAGGCUUGACUCAACUAGACAAGCUUCAGAAAAUGUUCCCUUUUCUGACAGGGAUAUUAAAAAAUAAAUAUGUGAAUCGGGUGGUGACUGGCUACCUACCAAGCGUGAUAUUGGUUUUAUUCUUGUGUGCAGUUCCACCCGUAAUGAUGCUAUUUUCAGCAGUGGAGGGUUCUAUUUCCCGUAGUGGAAGGAAGAAGAGUGCAUGUUGCAAAGUCUUGUACUUCACAAUCUGGAAUGUGUUUUUUGUUAAUGUCUUUGCUGGUUCCGUUAUCAGUCAACUCUCAGUCUUUUCUAGUGUAACAGACCUGCCUGGCCAACUUGCCAAGGCCGUGCCAGCGCAGGCUACCUUCUUCACAACUUAUGUUUUGUCAUCUGGUUGGGCAAGUUUGGCAGUUGAAGUUAUGCAAAUUUUCCCUCUUUUAUGCAAUCUCUUCCAGAGAUUCAUACUCAGGCUAAAGGAUGAUGCACUGGAUGGCAGCCUAUCUUUUCCAUACCAUACAGAAGUUCCAAGGAUCUUACUAUUUGGAUUCCUUGGGUUCACCUGUUCUAUUCUGGCACCCCUAAUGUUGCCCUUCUUAUUGAUCUACUUUUUCCUUGCUUAUCUUGUUUACCGAAACCAGAUUCUCAACGUGUACGUUACAAAAUACGACAGUGGGGGACAGUUUUGGCCCAUUGCUCACAACACAACGGUAUUUUCAUUGAUAUUUGCUCAAGUUAUCGCGCUUGGGGUGUUUGGACUAAAACGCUCACCAGUUGCAUCUGGAUUCACCAUUCCGCUGCUGAUUGGUACCCUUCUAUUUCACCAGUAUUGUAGGCAACGAUUUAUCCCAGUAUUUAGGGGCAAUUCAGCACAGGUUCUUAUUGACAUGGAUCGGAAAGAUGAGCACUUUGGAAGGAUGGAAGAGAUUUAUGAACAAUUGCAUUCUGCCUACAACCAAUUCGGUUUAAUGCCGCAUGCCUCGAGUCAAUCCGAAUGCUUGAGUCAUCACGAGGACAAAGGGACUGCUCAGUCUUCAGAAGAUAUCGAGAAAGGCAAGGAACUUGGUAAAAAAGACAGAUCAUGGUCUCUUCAUCGUUCGAGUUCUGAUAAAGCGGUACUUGAUGGAAAGUAAAUAAGUGUUCGGCUCGUAACAUUGUAUAAGAAUCAUCCUGAUGUGCACUAAAAGUGCCAUUCAUGAAGAAAAAAAAAAAAAAUUAUAGGUGAAGAUGAAGGUCCCUUGAUUCAUUGUUCAUUAGCUAUUUUUAAUUGUAAAUAAUUUUUAAAUUAUCUUCAAUUAAAUGUGAAUAGACAAAUGAAAAUAUAAUUAAU
Molecule: messenger RNA, 2899 nt
Organism: Gastrolobium bilobum
Lineage: Eukaryota; Viridiplantae; Streptophyta; Magnoliopsida; Fabales; Fabaceae
Product: CSC1-like protein RXW8
Exons: 12
Coding region: 471-2702 (743 amino acids)
Cellular component (GO): plasma membrane
Molecular function (GO): calcium-activated cation channel activity
Source: RefSeq, a predicted model, not a curated record